GCAUGCGCCCAGGAGACCGCGAAGGGACGAACGUUUCUCAACGCUUAGCCAGUCUCAAGGCUGGCCCCCUAGGCACCGGCAGCUCACCUGGACCCUGAGAACCGAGGUUGUGUUUAGAAGUUAGAAAUGGAAUCGGCCUAUGUUCAAAAGCACCUUGGGACGUGUCUAAUUCAGGGUCUUGCAGAAGUGGCAAGAGUUCACCCUGUGGAUCCAAUAGAAUACUUAGCUCUGUGGAUUUACAAGUAUAAGGAAAAUGUGACUAUGGAACAGCUGAGACAGAAGGAAAUGGCUCAGCUGCAGCAUGAGCGGGCAGUGGCGAAGGCAGAGCAGGAAUUGCUGGAGAGGCUCAGAGCGGAAGAGCUCUUGUUUCAGCAGGAGCAGCUGGCACUGCAGCUGGAGUUGGAAAUGCAAGCAAAGGAGAGACAGAGAAUAGAAGAGCUCGAGAGAGCGCAGGAACGAUCAGAGCAGGAGAUGAGAAUGAAUAUGGAAAAUAUAGCCAGGAGUGAAGAUGCUUUACAUUCAGAGGAAGGAGCACAAGAGUCAGGCAAAACACUCGCAGAAAUUAGUGACCGAUACGGGGCGCCUAACUUGAGUAGAGUGGAAGAAGUUGAUGAACCAAUGUUAUUAGAUGCAGCGGAGGCCCAUAAGACUGGUACUCAAAAAAGACAGAUCUGACUAUACAAGGUACAGUCAGAAAAUAUGGUUGCAUUAAAUAUUGACCAAGAUUUGUGGGAUCAGCCAACCUAAGAUCAAUAAAUUUCUCUG
This is a messenger RNA of Octodon degus (degu), 765 nucleotides long. RefSeq names its product DPY30 domain containing 1 (gene Dydc1). The coding region runs from base 127 to 675 and encodes 182 amino acids. Gene Ontology annotation, cellular component: Set1C/COMPASS complex. The transcript is spliced from 8 exons. The record is from RefSeq and is a predicted model, not a curated record. Lineage: Eukaryota; Metazoa; Chordata; Mammalia; Rodentia; Octodontidae.